UUCGCCUCGAGCCGCUCGACUUCCAUUGCUCAUCUGGCUUGAUUUCUUUUAGCAGUCACGCUGAAAGGCAAGCAGGGACGCUGGAGAACAGUUGCGAGACUUGGAAGCUGCCCCUGAGAUAUCGCCAGAAUUUGGGCACCAGCAACUCGCUGCGGAAAGCUUCUCGUAUCUUCCCACCCACCGUCGAAGCCGAGGCUGCCAGCCCAGUCCCUUACGUUCUGCCCCAAGUGAGCUAGAUCUCCGCUGCUUUGACAUACGCAGACAGAGGAGGCACAAAGAUCGCUGGAGGAAGUAAAGCUUGUCGACCGGAAACAAUUUUCCCAGCCCAGUCAACUCCGUUGCCCAAGAUGAACGCUGGCGAACUUCUUACAAAUACGCUGUCUCCGGACGCCAACGUUCGACAGGAUGCCGAACAGAAGCUCGAGGUUGCCGCGCGGGAGAGCUAUCCGUCGUACAUGAUGAUGCUCGCCGCCGAGCUUGCCAGUGAAGCAGCUCUGCCACACAUUCGAGCGGCGGCUGGUGUCGCGGUCAAGAACGCCCUCUCUGCGCGCGAUGCCGCUCGUGCGACCGAGUACGCAGGACGCUGGCUUGCACUCGACGAUGCGGCCAAGCAAGAUGUCAAGAGCAAGUCUCUUCAGACUCUCACCACAGAGAACUCGCAGGCUUCAACGCAGGCGGGUCAGGUCAUUGCCGCCAUUGCAGCGAUUGAAAUCCCGCAGGGCGGGUGGAAAGACCUGAUCGCGCAAUUGCUCGCUGCCAGCCAAAACCAAGGUAACGCAAAGCUGAGACAGGCAGCCCUUCAGGCAAUUGGGUUCACUUGCGAAAGCUUGCAAAGCACUGACUCACUCCGAGAUCAAUCGAAUGAGAUCCUCACAGCUGUCAUUCAGGGUGCACGGAAAGAGGAGCCGGUACCACAAGUGCAACUAGCAGCCCUUCAAGCCUUGUUGAACUCUCUCGUGUUUGUGCGGGCCAACUUUGAGCGGGAAGGAGAGCGAAACUACAUUAUGCAGGUGAUCUGCGAGGCAACACAGAACCAGGACAGCAACAUCAAAGUCGCGGCGUACGAAUGUUUGGUCAAGAUCAUGUCGCUGUACUACGACAAAAUGCGCUUCUACAUGGAACAGGCGCUCUUCGGCUUGACAGUUCUUGGCAUGAGGGAUCCAAAUCAGCAGGUCGCACUGCAGGCAGUCGAGUUCUGGUCGACAGUCUGCGAAGUUGAGAUUGGCUUGACGCUGGAGGCGGAAGAAGCGAGCGAAUACGGCGAGGAGCCAAGCAGUAUCUGCUUCCAGUUCGCACGGAUAGCCAGCUCCGAGAUUCUCCCAGUCUUGUUGGAUCUACUUAAGCAACAGGAGGAGGACGCAGACGAGGACGAGUGGGACGUUUCAAAGGCGGCCGGUGUAUGCGUCGGCUUGCUUGCGCAGUGUGUCGGAGACCCCAUCGUCCCGAUCGCCAUUCCUUUCAUCGAAGGCAACAUCAAGAACCAGGACUGGAGAUCUCGGGACGCAGCAGUGAUGUGCUUCGGUUCCAUUCUGGAUGGACCUGACGCGAAGACACUGGCGCCUCUGGUCGAGCAGGCCCUGCCGAGCAUCAUCGAGAUGCUUCGAGACACCAGCGUGCCUGUCAAGGACACCGCCGCGUGGACGCUUGGUCGGAUCUCGGACUUGCUUGUCAACACGAUCGAUGGGGAGCGCGUCUUACCGUCGCUGGUGCAGGCUCUUCUGGCUGCACUGCACGACCAGCCUCGCAUCGCAACCAACUGCUGCUGGGCCAUCAUGAAUCUGUGUGAACAAAUGGGCGGACCAGCUCAGCCGAUCGCUGAGAACGUCGAUCUGGCACCAACCUCACCCAUUUCACCCUUUUACGAAGCCAUCAUCUCCAACCUGUUGCAGGCAACGCAACGCGAUGGCAACGAGUCCAACUCGCGGACAUCUGCGUAUGAGGCCCUCGCGACUGCUGCAAACAACGCUGCCAAGGACUGUCUGCCGCACGUGAGCAACCUGCUCGUCGCUGUCCUCGAAAGGCAAGAGCAGCUCAAUGGCAUGGCCGCCCAGCUCGUCGGCAUGGACGACCGCAACAACUGGGCUGAGCUCCAGAGCAACCUUUGCUCUGUCAUCCAGGCUAUCGUCCGGACAUUGCAGAAGGAGAUCAUGCCCAUUGCAGACCGCAUCAUGACCAGCCUGCUCACGCUCAUUCAAAAUGGAACCAAGCUGCCAACUGCACUCGAAGACGCGUUCCUUGCCGUCGCUGCUGUCAUCUCUGCGCUUGAAGCGGACUUUUCCAAGUACCUCGAUGCCUUCCUGCCAUUCAUGGUGCAGAGUCUACAGUCGCACGAGGAGUACCAGCUCUGCUCCAUUAGCGUUGGCCUCAUCGGUGACAUUUGCCGAGCACUCGGAAAAGGAUCGGCGCCAUAUUGCGAGACCUUUGUCAAAGUGCUCUUUGAGAAUCUUUCGAGUCCCACUCUCAACCGAAGUGUCAAGCCACCGAUUCUCUCGUGCUUUGGCGACAUUGCCAUUGCUAUUGGCGCUCAAUUUGAGCCAUACCUGGCCACGACCAUGACCGGUCUCGGGCAAGCGGCACUUAUGCAAGCCCCCAACCCGGAAGACUAUGAUUUGAUCGACUACAUCAACAGCCUUCGCGAAGGCAUCGCCGAGGCGUACGUUGGCAUCGUGUCGGGUCUGCGCUCAGACAACCGCGUCGAUCUUCUUCAGCCGUACGUGGAGAGCACCUUCGGCUUUGUCAAGAUCGUCAACGACACGCCGUUCGAAAGGAGUGAAUCGCUUCUGCGUGGCGCGAUCGGGCUACUCGGCGACCUGGCAAGCGCCUUCCCCAACGGACAACUCAAGGACGCGUUCAGGCAGAUGUGGGUUCCGGAGCUCGUCAAAGCAGGGCGAGCAAAGGGCAACGGGUCGGAAACGCGCAAGAUCUCCGCGUGGGCACGCGAGCAGAUCACGCGAGCCGUUACUGCCAGUGGCUAGGCGCCUUGUGCUGUCGUAUUCUCACCUGUAACACUUCCUUGGCAUCAGCAUAAACAGCCGGCCCAACCCGCGCUGUUCCCAUCGCAUUCUCAUUUCCAACUUAGCGUCUGCCUCCUUCCAUUCACUGUUAAAUUUUUCUUUUUACACCGGGUCUUCCUCAUCACCGUGGCCAACAUCCGACUUUUCUCGACCUCCCCUCGUCCUCAAAAGACUUUCCCCGCGCAAGUCAUCGGGGCAUCAAGAGUCCAAACACACCAUCACUGUAAUACCCGCUCCUCCCCUCCUCUCUCCACGAUCCGCCUCAGCUUUUGUGCGAUCGCUCGACCCCUGUCCGGGCGUAUUUAGAUUGUAAAAGGCAUUUUCCACCACGCAGAUCAAGGGAUACAGGAGUAGAGGAACAUGAAUCCCAUGCAUGUAAUACAUUGAUGCAAUCGGCAAGGAUUGCCAUA
This is a messenger RNA of Tilletiaria anomala UBC 951, 3424 nucleotides long. RefSeq names its product putative karyopherin beta-1 subunit. Gene Ontology annotation, biological process: protein import into nucleus. The transcript has 4 exons. The record is from RefSeq and is a predicted model, not a curated record. The coding region runs from base 348 to 2975 and encodes 875 amino acids. Lineage: Eukaryota; Fungi; Basidiomycota; Exobasidiomycetes; Georgefischeriales; Tilletiariaceae. Gene Ontology annotation, molecular function: small GTPase binding; nuclear import signal receptor activity. Gene Ontology annotation, cellular component: nucleus; cytoplasm.